This is a messenger RNA of Acanthoscelides obtectus, 2253 nucleotides long. The record is from the annotation of a GenBank genome assembly. Lineage: Eukaryota; Metazoa; Arthropoda; Insecta; Coleoptera; Chrysomelidae.
AGCAAAGUGACAGUUGUCAUGUUGAGGCGUUAAGGUUAUGUUUAUGUUUGAGGAGCCACACUAAAAAAGAACACAUUUUUGUUAUUAAUAUUAAAAUAAUAACAAAGACUCAGCAAUGGCAACUAAGCGUAAAGCGGAAACUCAGGUUCCAGCAGAAGAAAGUGACUUACUAACUAUAAGGCCACUAGGUGCUGGGCAGGAAGUAGGAAGAUCAUGUAUUAUGUUAGAGUUCAAAGGGAAGAAGAUCAUGCUUGACUGUGGAAUUCACCCUGGCCUUACAGGAAUGGAUGCACUACCAUUUGUAGAUUUGAUAGAAGCCGAUGAAAUUGAUCUGUUGUUGAUUUCACAUUUCCAUUUGGAUCAUUGUGGAGCACUGCCUUGGUUUUUGCAGAAAACAAGCUUUAAAGGGCGCUGCUUUAUGACUCAUGCAACAAAAGCUAUUUAUAGGUGGUUAUUAGCUGAUUAUAUCAAACUUUUGUGCUUGGAAUUUCUUUCUAGUAAUAUUGCAACAGAACAAAUGCUAUACACAGAAGCUGAUCUGGAAGCUAGUAUGGACAAAAUUGAGACAAUCAAUUUCCAUGAAGAGAAGGAUAUAUUAGGUGUGAAAUUUUGGGCAUACAAUGCUGGUCAUGUUCUUGGAGCUGCAAUGUUUAUGAUAGAAAUUGCUGGAGUUAAGAUUCUAUACACAGGUGAUUUUUCAAGGCAAGAAGAUAGGCAUUUGAUGGCUGCUGAAAUUCCCACAGUACAUCCAGAUGUUUUAAUCACAGAAUCCACAUAUGGUACUCAUAUUCAUGAAAAACGUGAAGACAGAGAAACUAGAUUCACCAGUUUAGUACAUGAUAUUGUCAAUAGAGGUGGUCGAUGUUUAAUUCCUGUCUUUGCUCUGGGUAGAGCUCAAGAGCUUUUGUUAAUAUUAGAUGAGUACUGGAGUCAACAUCCUGAGCUUCAUGAUAUUCCAAUUUACUAUGCUUCAUCGUUGGCUAAGAAAUGUAUGGCUGUUUAUCAAACCUACAUCAAUGCUAUGAAUGACAAAAUCAAAAGGCAAAUUGCCAUCAAUAACCCAUUUGUUUUCAAACAUAUCUCCAAUCUUAAGGGAAUUGACCAUUUCGAAGACGUGGGGCCUUGUGUGGUUAUGGCAUCACCUGGUAUGUUGCAAAAUGGUCUGUCCAGAGAACUCUUCGAAUCAUGGUGCACUGAUGCCAAAAAUGGUGUUAUUAUCGCUGGUUACUGUGUGGAAGGCACACCAGCAAAACAGAUCCUUUCAGAACCGGAAGAGAUUACGACCAUGACAGGUCAAAAGCUGCCUCUGAAAAUGUCCGUGGAUUAUAUUUCGUUCUCGGCUCACACCGACUACCAACAGACUAGCGAGUUCAUCCGCAUUUUGAAACCGCCUCACGUUGUUCUGGUACAUGGAGAACAAAACGAAAUGUCCAGGCUGAAAGCGGCUUUGCAACGGGAGUACGAAGAUGAUCCAAACUCAUCAAUUGUGGUUCAUAAUCCACGUAAUACCCAUUCUGUAGAACUGUACUUCAGAGGUGAGAAAACUGCUAAAGUGAUGGGAAAGUUAGCCAUAGACGUACCACAGCCAGGGAAUACACUUACUGGAAUACUCGUCAAACGGAAUUUCAACUAUCACGUUUUGGCACCAGAUGAUCUAUCUAAAUAUACGGAUCUGAGCAUGAGCCAAAUUAUGCAAAGACAGAGUCUCCACUAUUCGGGGAACAGUAGCGUUCUAAGGCAUCUGAUUUCGCAGGUGGCUGGCCUUUUAGAAUCUAUAGAAGGCGAUAAGAAGAUGAGAGCGUUCAAUGCCGUAGAUAUUACUAUAGAACCGAAAAUAGUUAUUUUGGAGUGGGUUGCGAAUCCUGUGAACGACAUGUACGCAGACGCGAUAGUAGCAGCUAUCUUACAAGCAGAUCUGCUGGAAAGUCCUAUCAAGAAUACGACCACCUCCGUGAAGAUAGAUAGGAUGCAUUUCAAAGAAUGUCUAAUCGAAAUGCUUCAAGAUAUGUUCGGUGAAGAUUCCGUUCCUAAGAUUUUCAAAGGAGAGAAACUGUACGUGUCAGUUAAUGAUAAAAGGGCGGAUAUUGACUUGUCAAACUUGGACGUGAAGUGUGCAGAUGACGAAACGUUUCAACAGAUUGUACAAACAGCUGUAACAAAACUAUACCAAUCUUUAUCUCCUCCACAAGUAGAUUAAGUGUGAACAUUUGCUUAUAACGGUAUUUUUUAUUAAUAAAUUAUUACAAAUAAAUA